AUGACGCUGCCCAUGGAAGGUCGGCGACUGGAGGAGACUGAACGCGCCAAGAGGGGUGCUACACGUGCAGCGAGGCUGCAAGAUGAGGGACUAGCCCUGCAUGCUUCUGCAUGGCUAGCAGUCGUACCAGCAUGGCUGCCAGCUGGACUGACGCAGGUGGCGUGCGCAAUUCUGGCAGUGGCAUUUGUGUUCCACAUCUUCACCGCCUUGCGCAACAGGCCUCGAAAACCACAACACGCCACUGCAGCGCCGCCCACUCCCACGCCACAUGUCACCCCUGGUCCAGGCCAGUCAGCAGCAGACAUUGGACACCCCAGCACAGAGGAGGAGCAGGCGCAGCGGAUGCGCGCGACUGCCGAGGCCGGGGCCGCCACAUUCGGCGCAGCCAGUGCAAAGCCGGCAAAACAGCGGCCGCCUGAUGCCCUUGCGCUGCUGCAGAAGCAGCAUGAGAGCACUGCAGUCAACAGCAAUGACAGCAGCACUGCGGAUCCAGAUGCAGAGCAUUCCGGUGAGACGGCUGUGUCAGAGAACGCUGGCAGUAGAACAGCAGUGGGAAAGCCUGCAGAGGAGACAGGCAAGGCUGGAGCCAGCAAGCGGCAGGAGAGAGCUUCCAGCAGGUAUAAGACUGAGGGCAGGGAGAUGUACAUCAGGAGUGGGGUGUGGCAGUCAUGGGGACCCGUAGCAGCAGCUUCUGAGGCAGCUUCAGUGAAGCCGCCUAACCAGAGUAACCAGAGGGAGGAUAGGGAUGGGGUGGUAAGUGACUUGGGCAGCAGGACGCCUCCAGAGAGUCCAAUCAGCUGGGGCCUGUAUGCAAGGAGCUACGCCAGUGUGCAGGGGAAGCUGAGCCCUGCUCUGAGGGGCCAGCCUGGCAUGGCUGCAGCUAGGAGAACUGACCAGCCGCAAUCUCCUGCCACUGCUGAGACUGUGGAGAGCACAAUAGACCACGCAGGAGGGCAUGCAGAGGCGCUUGGCAACAUUGUUCCAAGCCGCACGGCCCAGACGGAUCGAGGCAAGCAUAAGGCUGAACCAUCAGAGCAGCCUGAAGGCAGCAGAGGCUCUCCAAAAGGCAAUGGCGAGAUGCAAGCGGAGAAGCAAGAGGGGCGUCAGGGUCAUGGCAAUGCAACGGGUGCAUCAGGAUUGCAGCAAGUGUUGGGCAAGGAAGCAAAGAAGAUGUCACAUGCCCUUCGCAGCAUCUAA
This is a messenger RNA of Coccomyxa subellipsoidea C-169, 1197 nucleotides long. RefSeq lists its product as hypothetical. NCBI's taxonomy places the organism in Eukaryota, Viridiplantae, Chlorophyta, Trebouxiophyceae, Coccomyxaceae. The coding region runs from base 1 to 1197 and encodes 398 amino acids. The record is from RefSeq and is a predicted model, not a curated record. The transcript has 6 exons.